GUGGCAGACACUGUGACACAUUUGUUGACCGGAUGCCCAAACUGGGCUAAUAAAGCGGAUAACGCCCGCUUUCCAAGCCCCAAACUGGAUCCCAAUCCAGAAGUAAACCCCCGGCCGAAACCAGGCCUUCUCUCUCUCCCUCUGCCGCUUUUCUUCUCCGGCGACGAAAUUUAUGGGGUUCGCGAGCGAAAUGGGCGGUGGCUACAACGGGAGGGUGACGGUCUUCGUCGUCCUCUCCUGUAUGGUUGCGGCCAGCGGAGGACUCCUCUUCGGCUACGACCUCGGCAUCUCAGGUGGAGUGAGUACCAUGGAGGGGUUCUUGGAGAAGUUCUUUCCCGAGGUAUACACUCAGAUGAAGGAGGACACCAAGAUCAGCAACUACUGCAGGUUUAACAGCGAGCUCCUGACGACCUUCACGUCUUCGCUCUACAUUGCUGGGCUUGUGGCGUCCUUGUUUGCUUCGCCGAUCACGCGGGCGUUCGGCCGAAGGGCGUCCAUGCUCAUCGGAGGGGCCAUGUUCUUGGCUGGCGCCGCAUUGGGCGGGGCGGCUACGAACGUUUACAUGGUUAUCUUUGGCCGCGUCUUGCUUGGUGCGGGCAUUGGGUUCACUAACCAGUCAAUUCCAUUGUACCUAUCAGAAAUGGCUCCACCCCAGCACCGCGGAGCAAUGAAUAAUGGUUUUGAGGUUUGUGUUAGCAUUGGAAUUCUUGUAGCUAACUUCAUCAACUAUGGAAUUAACCAGACUCAUAUCAGAUGGGGUUGGAGAAUCUCUUUAGCCUUGGCUUCAGUUCCAGCUUCCUUUCUAACUGUUGGUACCUUUUUCCUCCCUGAGACACCCAACAAUAUUAUUCAGCGCAAUGGUGACCUCCAUAAGGCAGAGCAGCUGCUUCAAAAGAUCCGAGGCACCACUGAUGUUAAAAAAGAGCUCGAUGAUUUGAUUUCUGCUGGCAUUAUCGCAAAAGGCAUUCGUCACCCUUUUCGAAAGAUCAUUCAACAGAAGUACCGCCCUCAGCUUGUGAUGGCAAUCUUAAUCCCCUUUUUCCAACAAGUUACUGGCAUUAAUGUGAUUAACUUCUAUGCGCCAAUUAUGUUUCGAACCAUCGGGCUAAAAGAGAGUGCUUCUCUCAUGGCAGCAAUAUGCACAAGGCUAGUUGCUUUAAGUUGCAACAUCCUAGCAAUGGUGUUAGCUGAUAGAUGGGGCCGGCGAACUCUGUUUAUAACUGGGGGAAUUCAGAUGUUUUUGUCACAGAUAAUAGUUGGUGGAAUAUUGGCAGCUGAGUUCAAAGACCAUGGAGAAAUGAUCAGAGGCAUCGCUUAUUUGGUAUUGGCCAUCAUAUGUUUCUUUGUAGCAGGUUUCUCAUGGUCUUGGGGGCCUUUGGGAUGGUUAGUCCCAAGCGAGAUUUUCCCACUGGAGAUUAGAUCAGCAGGGCAAAGCAUUGUGGUAGCAGUGAACUUUUUGGCGACUUUUCUUGUUGCUCAUUCCUUCCUUCCGAUGCUUUGUCAUCUGAAGUCUGGAACUUUCUUCUUCUUUGGCGGAUGGGUUGCUGCCAUGACCUUUUUUAUAUAUAUGUUCUUACCAGAGACCAGGAAUGUGCCAGUUGAGCAAAUGGAUCAAGUUUGGAAGAAGCAUUGGUUUUGGAAGAAGAUGGUCUGGGAUGGGAAAGAGGAAAGCAAGGUGGAUCCAACGAGCACGGCAGACUCACAUCUGUAAAUUUCCUCUUUUUCCGCCAGUUAGAGACAUGCAGACUGACAGAAAGUUAUUGGUAGUAAUUUACCUGAAGUUGAUAAAGAUGAAUAGUUUACUGAGGGGUGGUCGGGAUUUUAAUGCACAUUUCAUGAUUUCCUUGGUGAGGUCAGUUUGUA
This is a messenger RNA of Elaeis guineensis (African oil palm), 1863 nucleotides long. NCBI's taxonomy places the organism in Eukaryota, Viridiplantae, Streptophyta, Magnoliopsida, Arecales, Arecaceae. The record is from RefSeq and is a predicted model, not a curated record.